UUUUUUUUUAGUGGCUCUAAUUGUUCAUCAAACCAAGUUCCAAGAAAAAAGUUAUGAUCAUUUUAGCUAGACAUUAUUCAAGUUGCACAAUGGGCCAUGCGACGCACAAGUAGGUACAAUGUGAUUGGUCGUGCGAUGCACCCCCCUUUCCAGACGUAAAUUUUCAUUGCUCUUUUAUUAAAUCAGGAGCAAACUAGUUCUCUCAGCCAAUUUGUUUUAAAUCCUAAAUGUCGUCCUAAACGAGCAAAUCAUUCUCCAAUUCCUAAUUCCUCUUUUCUCCCAAAUCUCCAAAGCUCCCAAGUCCAAGACCUUUCCGAAGAUUCUUUCUAAUUCGGAUUUUUGCCCUAAAUCGAAUUAAACAUCUUCUCUAAAGUAAAGUUUUCAGGCUCUUAAUUAGGUAUCAAAGACUAUGAUAAGGUCAUCUCUCAAAGUUUUGCUUCUUAAGUUAUUCGUCAAAGGUUCAAAGGCACAUUCUUGUGAUACUGUGCAGUAUUAGAUUUGUCUGGGGAGCUCCAACAAUUGAUGAGCCCUCCAUCUUCCGAAAGUUUAGUGUAAAAAUGGCUGGCAUGCUUCCUGGUGUUGAAUGUGCUAGAAGAAGGAGAUUUCAUCAAAGUAGUGGAUGUAUAGAUUCAUCUAGUACCUCUAGUUUUUCAUCCACAAGGAGGUCUUCUUUUUGUCUAUACACUAGUAACCAUGAAUAUCCUCUCAACUCAAGUUCAUCAAAGCAAAGGGGUGCAAUAAGCCAAGUAUACCAAGAUGAGAAACUAGAUGAAGCUGCUAGAGAAGCCAAGCAAAGGUUGGAUGAGAGGCUUAGUGCAAGAUGGAAGUCACAAAAUAAGAGGAGUCCCAAAAAUACACAACCAAAAGAUCAAAGACAAGGGAUGGUGGAGAAUAGGCCAAAUUUGCAAGGAGAAGUUUUUUCAGGACUAAAGAAAAGUGGAUCAAAGAAGUUCAAUUGGGCAAAAAUGAUAUGGAAAUUUCAAGAACAAGAUGAAUGUGCAAUUUGCUUGGACCAAUUCAAAAUUUGCGAUAACCUAACGCAAUUGACAUGUGCCCACAAGUUCCAUUCCAAGUGUUUGGUUCCAUGGCUAGAAGCUAAUGCACAUUGUCCAUGUUGUAGAAUGACAACAAUUUUGACUAGUACUAGCACAUAAUGUCUCUUUCUUCCAGCUUUUAGGUGUCCAAGAUUUCUAAAAAUGUACAAAAACAAUAAAUAAAUAGAUAUAAUAUGUGUCUUGUAAUAGAACCUAUUGAAUAUAUGGAGAUUUCAAGAAAUCUCUAUAGAGUGUAAGCUAUGACAACAAUUUACUCAACCAUGAUUUUUUUAUCUCAA
Capsicum annuum is the source of this 1333-nucleotide messenger RNA. Its product is annotated as probable E3 ubiquitin-protein ligase RHY1A. NCBI's taxonomy places the organism in Eukaryota, Viridiplantae, Streptophyta, Magnoliopsida, Solanales, Solanaceae. Gene Ontology annotation, biological process: ubiquitin-dependent protein catabolic process. The transcript has 5 exons. The record is from RefSeq and is a predicted model, not a curated record. Gene Ontology annotation, molecular function: ubiquitin protein ligase activity. The coding region runs from base 558 to 1154 and encodes 198 amino acids.